Molossus molossus (Pallas's mastiff bat) is the source of this 2705-nucleotide messenger RNA. RefSeq names its product cytochrome b ascorbate-dependent protein 3. Lineage: Eukaryota; Metazoa; Chordata; Mammalia; Chiroptera; Molossidae. Gene Ontology annotation, molecular function: oxidoreductase activity. The transcript has 6 exons. Gene Ontology annotation, cellular component: lysosomal membrane. The record is from RefSeq and is a predicted model, not a curated record. The coding region runs from base 1471 to 2199 and encodes 242 amino acids.
CGCUCUGUUCUAGGGCGGCCGGGUCAGGGGUGUGCGGGUUUCUCACGGAGGCUCCGGCUCCAUUCACCUAGGAACCUCGAGGACGGCGGCGCGCGCCGGAUGGCAGAGGCGGGUCUCGGAGACCCCGAACUUCACUGCGUCCCACUGAAGUUUCGGGGUUGAGAAGACUGAGUCCUACACGUGGUAAGUGAUCUGCUCAAGGGGCCUCACUUCCUAAGAUUUAGAGCCCAGACCACCACCCUGUCAGCCAGACUCUAGAUCUCAAGGUAAGGAGGCAAGAGUUUAUCUCCUUGGGAAUUCUUGGCUAUUUUAGGGUCCUCCUCUUUGUUAGCUGGUUCAGAUCGAGGGACCCCAAAUGCAGGAAGCCACAGUGUCACCUUCUUUGUGUGAGUCCAUGGGAUAGUGUGAUUGCCUUGAGAACUGGAGCCAUGCUGCCUACACAUUAGCUGAAGGCCAGGGUGGUCCUUGACUGUGCACUUGACCGCUAACCUCAUGCCCACUUGCCUGGCUCCUAGGGUGGCUGCUCCGGGCCUCACAUUCUCCAUGCCUGAGACCAGAGUUGCUUUCUGAGUUUAUCAAGUACAUGUGGAAAUCUCAAAAUUUCCACAGAAAGCGGGUCCUUGAAUGUUUCGUUUAACAUUGCUGAGAUGCCGUAGGAACUUAACAUUUGUCUAUAUCAAUAGACCUUUGGUAGAAGUGGUUUCAUUUUAUGUCAUUUCACCACAGUUACUUUACAUGAGGCUGUGCUGUAAACUCUUGCUUUCUAGACCAUGAGUUCUUGCUUCCCCUUUUCUCCUUUGGACUUUCCCCAGAAGAAGAGAAAGGAGAAGUCUCAGGCCUGGGGACUAGCCCAGGGCCAUCACCCAAUUCAAGGUGUAGAGUGUGGGUAAAGGCCUGAUCUUACCUCCCCCAUUGGGAGGACUGGUCCACAGAGUUCACCAUCUGGGGAAGAACUUUUCUGUAGAAGUGGGAGCCCAAGGGACUUUCUCAUGGCUGGCCUAAUAGAAGUGUGUUUGCUCCUUGUUGAUUGUGACUUUGCCUCCGGAUGUUAGAAGUGAGGGCCUGGGCAUUCGUGUGAUCUAGCCUGGAGUUUGAUUCCCAUCCCUUCUUUUCUGUGAGGAGGUAAUUCUUUACCAUCGGGUCCUGUGCGGGGAGACUAAUCCAAGGGCUCUGGGCCCAGAGCCUUGACAUCUGGCCACAUCAGAGGAGACACCUCUCAGGGCCAGCCCCAGGCCUGUCUGGGUGUACUGUGUGCUGCCAGGUUCUGGUUCAGUCCCCGUCCUUAACCAGAGAUCAGGCCCACCUAACCGUGAUGGCCUCAUGGGGCAGUGCCCAGGUUGAUGGCAGGGGAACUGAAACAAAAAGUGUCUACCCUUCAGACCAAGAGCAAGGUCUUCAGCUGGUGUGUGGGGGCACCUGAGCCAGCAGGGACAUGCGCUUGCUGCUUCUUCUAGGAUUGCCUGGUCCAGAAUGGCUGCGGGAUGGUUUCACCUGUCUGUCCUGGCGCUGUCGUCCCUGGGCUUGAUAUCCAUACUCUUUACCAUCUAUUGGAUGCAUAGCUGGCACGGUGGAUUUGCCUGGGAUGGCAGCAUACUCAUGUUCAACUGUCACCCGGUGCUCAUGGUUGCUGGCAUGGUGGUGGUCUACAGUGCUGCAUCACUGGUGUACCGCCUGCCCCAGUCAUGGGUGGGGUCCAAGCUGCCCUGGAAAAUCACCCACGCAUCCCUGCAUCUGAUGGCCUUCAUCCUGACCGUGCUGGGGCUGGUGGCUGUCUUUAGAUAUCACAACAAUAAAAAUAUCACCAACCUCUACUCCCUGCACAGCUGGUUGGGCAUCACCACCGUCUUCCUCUUCGCCUGCCAGUGGUUCCUGGGCUUCACCGUCUUCCUGCUGCCCUGGGCGUCCGUGUGGCUGCGCAGCCUCCUUAAACCUCUCCACGUCUUCUUUGGAGCUUCCAUCCUCUCUCUGGCCAUUGCGUCUGUCAUUUCUGGCAUUAACGAGAAGCUUUUCUUCAGCCUGAAAAAUGCCACCAAGCCGUACUCCAGCCUGCCCGGUGAGGCUGUCUUUGCCAACAGCACUGGGAUGCUGGUGGUGAUCUUCGGGCUGCUGGUGCUCUAUGUCCUUCAGGCUUCGUCUUGGAAACGCCCGCAAGUGGGGAUCACCACUGAAGGACAGCCCCUGUUGCGUGAAAGGGAGUGAAGCGAAAAGGGGCUCCCAGGAGCAGUUGGGGGUGCAGUCUGGACUCCCCUCAGAAGCUCUGCUCUUCCUGGGGCUUCCGUCUGGUUUUGUCAGCAGACUUGCUGUGGGCUCUGAGCCUACACCUGUCCCUGACUCCGUGUCGGGCCUGCUCUCUCCAUCAACUCUGCUCGCUGCUUUUCUUCGUGGCUUUGGCUUCUGCACCCAUUUCAGCAUCGACUCCUGAGGUCCUCCAUUUCCACAGGCCCUUCUCGCCAUGGUUGCUCACACCUCUCCUGAUCGCUGGCUGAAGUCAAGUUGAUUUCCCCUUUAGACACCUCGGAUGUGGUAGGAAAUCCCAACAGCUCAAAUGGGCCAGACUCAAGUGCAAUCUGUGAUGUGAAAAGUGAGGGAGGCGAUAUGCCCGUGAGCUUUCCCCUUGAAUGUGUGCAGUUAGGCACCCACCACGGGGCGGGCUUCCUCUGCCCUUACUUCCAUCUGGCCCACCUGGACAUGAGGCUGGCGGGAGC